This is a messenger RNA of Ilex paraguariensis (yerba mate), 689 nucleotides long. Lineage: Eukaryota; Viridiplantae; Streptophyta; Magnoliopsida; Aquifoliales; Aquifoliaceae. The record is from the annotation of a GenBank genome assembly.
AGCUGAAAUGGUUGGACCUGUUGAUUUUGAUAAUGAUGCUGACUACUGGCAGCAGGAUAGGUGGAGUGGCCAAUUCCCUGUCCAGUGGCAUAUUAUUAAAGAUGUGCCUAACAGUCAGUUCCGCCACAUACUUCUUGAAAAUAAUGAAAACAAACCUGUUACUCACAGCCGGGACUCUCAAGAGGUGAAACUGGAACAGGGUAUUGAGAUGCUGAAAAUUUUCAAGGAUUAUGAUGCCGAGACAUCCAUUCUAGAUGAUUUCAAUUUUUAUGAUGAGAGGGAGAUGACUUUCCAGGAAAAGAAGGCCAGACAGCGAGUCAGUUCAACUAAAAAUGAUUCAGUUGAACUUGCUGAUGCUUCGAUUAAGAAACUGUCUGAGAACCUCGGUGAAGCCUUACAGUUGGAAGACUGUAAAGAAGUACCUAAAACAGAAUAGAGCUGUGGGCACUAGAGUUCUGUGUAUCACCAGAUGACGAUUGUUGCAUUGACUGCCUGAAGGUGUUAGUUGUAUCUAUACUGGGGUUCUGGGUUGCCAUCUCUACCCAGACCGACUGCUGACAGCAUUUUUGAGGUGGUAUUUUCCAUCAUCCUGGCCAGUCUGGCUGUGAACUAAAUCCCCUCUCGCAUUUGAUAAAAUCAGUUGGACGGUAUUUGGGCAAGGCAUAGAGGCAGGCUAGAAAUAUGGGCUU